Molecule: messenger RNA, 699 nt
Organism: Striga asiatica
Lineage: Eukaryota; Viridiplantae; Streptophyta; Magnoliopsida; Lamiales; Orobanchaceae
Source: the annotation of a GenBank genome assembly
AUGCAGAGAAAGCGUAUGUCUGUGCCUCAGUUUGGAGCAUGGGAUGGGAAGAGUGAAACAAAUUACUCGGUCGUAUUCUCGCAAGCUCGUGCCAAUAGAAGGAUGCACAAAAAUGAGCUUAUGGCUCGACACAGCCUUGGUCACGAGCGAGAACUCCUAAGGCAACAAUACGAGAAUUCUAUAAACAUUCAUGACCUGCACAAAAAGGAGAAGAAGAAAAAGAAGAAGAAGAAGAAGAUGGGCCGCAACGAGAACUUUGAUUCAUUUUAUGGUAGCUGCAACUUUGAAUGGUGGGGCAAUUACUCACCUUCUACAUCAUUUGCUACCCAACAACAUCCAUCGAGUUCGAGCACAUCUCUUGAAGAAAUUGUUAAGUCUGUUGCACUUAGCACUUUACAGUUUCAACAAGAGACUAGGAGCAACCUUAAGAAUCUAGCAGAUCGAUUGGACCAACUUGUGUCCCGAAGGUUGACGAAAUCUCCUAAGUUACAUCGAGAAUUCAUGGAGGAAUCUGAACAAGUUGUGGUUUUGCAGUCUGCAAGCGAUUUAUCUUCUAGUGAUUUUAUGGAUGUUGGUGAAUCUAAUACGUCGGAAAAUCUUGACCCGAAUCAAGUGGAAGUAGUUCCAGCGAUAACCAAACCCCUUGCUCUGCUUUUCUCAAAUUUCUAUCUCGGCGAAAGAGGUGUACAAAAGGGAUAA